Malaclemys terrapin pileata is the source of this 4039-nucleotide messenger RNA. It is a transcript of the gene EPS15L1, whose product is annotated as epidermal growth factor receptor pathway substrate 15 like 1. The transcript is spliced from 25 exons. Gene Ontology annotation, cellular component: clathrin coat of coated pit; cytoplasm; plasma membrane. Lineage: Eukaryota; Metazoa; Chordata; Testudines; Emydidae. Gene Ontology annotation, biological process: endosomal transport; endocytosis. Gene Ontology annotation, molecular function: cadherin binding; calcium ion binding. The coding region runs from base 1 to 2799 and encodes 932 amino acids. The record is from RefSeq and is a predicted model, not a curated record.
AUGGCGGCGCUCAUUCCCCACAGCCAGCAGCUUUCCACUGGGAAUCCGUUGUAUGAGACUUAUUACAAACAGGUAGAUCCAACAUAUACAGGGAGAGUUGGGGCUAGUGAAGCUGCACUGUUCCUUAAAAAAUCAGGUCUUCCAGACAUUAUCCUUGGAAAAAUAUGGGAUUUGGCUGACCCAGAGGGUAAAGGGUACUUGGAUAAACAGGGUUUCUAUGUUGCAUUGCGACUCGUAGCAUGUGCACAGAAUGGCCAUGAUGUUAACUUGAGCAAUCUAAACUUGACUAUACCACCUCCUAAAUUUCAUGACACUAACAGUCCCUUAUUGAUCACACCUCCUUCAACAGAGGCUCACUGGGCCGUUAGGGUGGAAGAAAAAGCAAAAUUUGAUGGUAUUUUUGAAAGCCUUUUGCCAGUAAACGGUUUACUUUCAGGAGACAAAGUAAAACCAGUACUGAUGAACUCAAAGCUACCUCUUGAUAUCCUAGGAAGGGUCUGGGAUCUCAGUGAUAUUGACAAAGAUGGACACCUGGACAAAGAUGAAUUUGCUGUGGCAAUGCAUUUGGUAUAUAGAGCUCUUGAGAAGGAGCCAGUUCCCUCAGUAUUACCCCCCCCACUUAUACCACCUUCCAAAAGAAAGAAGACGCCAGUUUUUCCUGGUGCAGUUCCUGUUCUUCCUGCAAGUCCUCCACCUAAAGAUAGCCUUCGUUCUACCCCAUCCCAUGGUAGUGUAAACAGCCUGAAUAGCACAGGAAGUUUGUCACCCAAACACAGCAUCAAGCAAACACAGCCAUCUGUGAAUUGGGUGGUACCAAUGUCUGAUAAGGUGCGAUACGAUGAAAUUUUCUUAAAAACCGAUAUGGACAUGGAUGGCUAUGUGAGCGGCCAAGAAGUGAAGGAUAUUUUUAUACACUCAGGCCUGUCUCAGAAUCUUCUAGCACAUAUAUGGGCAUUGGCAGACACAAGACAGAUGGGAAAGCUAAGCAAAGAUCAGUUUGCACUAGCCAUGUAUUUCAUUCAACAGAAGGUCAGUAAAGGGAUUGAUCCUCCGCAGGUGUUGUCCCCAGAUAUGAUCCCUCCUGCAGAGAGGAAUACUCCCAUACAAACUCUGUCAGGUUACUUGACCCCUGUAGGAACUGAGAUCUCAGCGCUAACAGAAAUGCGUCGUGAUAGUUCAAGUUCUGUCGGAUCAGGAGAAUUUACAGGCGUGAAAGAACUCGAUGAUAUUAGUCAAGAGAUUGCACAUCUGCAGAGAGAAAAGUAUUCACUAGAACAGGACAUUAGAGAAAAGGAGGACUCAAUUAGACAGAAAACCAAUGAAGUUCAGGAGCUGCAAAAUGAUUUAGACAGAGAAACAAGUAACUUGCAAGAGCUGGAAGCUCAGAAACAAGAUGCUCAAGACCGUCUAGAUGAAAUGGACCAGCAGAAAGCCAAACUGAAAGAUAUGCUAAAUGAUGUGAGGCAGAAAUGUGAGGAAGAAACACAGAUGAUUUCAUCCUUGAAAAUGGAGAUUCAGUCUCAGGAAUCAGAUUUAAAAUCACAGGAAGAUGAUCUGAAUAGAGCAAAAGCAGAGCUGAAUCGUCUCCAGCAAGAAGAGACUCAGCUAGAACAGAGUAUCCAAGCAGGAAAAGUGCAACUUGAAACAAUAAUUAAAUCUUUAAAAUCAACACAGGAAGAAAUUAAUCAGGCAAGAAGUAAACUUUCUCAACUUCAAGAGAAUCACCAGGAAAUCAGUAAAAGUAUUGAACAAAAUAAUGAAGCUCUGAAUGGGAUUCAUGGUGGUAGUAUGACGAAUUUAGCGGACAUAAGUGAAGGAAUUGCACAGAAAGAAAGAGGCAAUUUUGGAGCUAUGGAUGAUCCCUUCAAGAAUAAAGCUUUAUUGUUUAGUAAUAAUACACAAGAAUUGCAUACAGACCCAUUCCAGGCCGAAGAUCCAUUCAGAUCUGAUCCUUUUAAAGGAGCAGACCCUUUCAAAGGCAAUGAUCCAUUCCAGAAUGAUCCUUUUUCAGAACAACCACCUGCUUCAACAGACCCAUUUGGAGGGGAUCCAUUUAAAGAAAGUGACCCAUUUCGUAGUUCUGUCUCUGAGGAUUUUUUUAAGAAACAGGUGAAGAAUGAUCCAUUUACCUCAGAUCCAUUCACAAAAAAACCCACACUGCCCUCAAAGCCUGACCCCUUUGACAGUCGCGAUCCUUUCACAUCUUCAAGUAUCUCUUCAAAAGGCCCAGAUCCUUUUGGAACGUUAGACCCGUUUGGAAGUGGUGCCUUCAGUAGCAAUGAGGGCUUUGCAGAUUUUAGCCAGAUGUCAAAGCACACAGCUUCAGACCCUUUCACCUCCUCUUUUGGAGGGAUGGGAUUCUCAGAUGACCCUUUUAAAAGUAAGCCAGACACUCCAGCUCUCCCACCGAAGAAAAAUGUUCCUCCACGACCCAAGCCACCUAGUGGUAAAAGUACUCCUGUAAACCAGCUCGGGUCUGCAGAUUUUACCAAGCCCCAUGAUCCAUUCCAGCCAUUUGGGGCUGAAAGCAGUGACCCGUUUCAAACUAAAAAGGGGUUUGGGGACCCGUUUAGUGGAAAAGAUCCAUUUGCUCCCUCCUCUUCAAGUAAAACUUCUAAAGACUCUUCCUUGGGGUUUGCAGACUUCAGCUCUUUUGGAAAUGAGGAGCAGCAGCUGGCCUGGGCAAAGCGAGAGAGUGAGAAAGCAGAGCAGGAGAGGCUGGCUCGAUUGCGAAGACAAGAACAGGAAGACCUUGAAUUGGCUAUUGCACUUAGUAAGGCUGAUAUGCCAGACUCUUAAAUACAGUCUUUGGGCUCCAUCCAAUCCAAGUCAAACCCUUUAAAAAAAAGGUUUUGUAAAAUUCUUGGUUUAUGUUGUGAAGUAAUUGUAGUCACCUUUAAGUCAAAGCAUAACAAGAUUGGCUGGUUAUAUCAAACUGGGCUUUCCAUGGCUUUUCAAGUACAUAAUGCACAGGAAACACUCUGUAAAAAUUGUAUUAUACUUCCUAGAUAAAAGUUACUGCUUGUAAGAAAUUUAAUGUAUGACCCUAAGGUACUGAAAGCAAAGUUUCUUUAUAAUGCAGACAGUGAUUGCAUACAAUAAGCUGCAAUUGUGAAUCUGGCUUUUAUUACCUGAAUUCCAUUGUCAUUGUUUUGAGGCUGCAGUAUGAAUAAUAAAAUUAUAGAAAAUGACACUUGUAAAAAAAAAAAAAAAAAAAAAGUUAUGUUUAUAAAAUUAUCACUUAGCUUUCAGUUCUUUUUGUUACAUUUAUUUAAUUUCUCAUAGUAGGCCAAUGACCACCUAGCUCAAAGACUUGAGGGCAAAUUCUUUCCUAGAUGUUCCCCUUUCAUCAGUGAGAUACGGCUUAUCUUAUGAAAGAAACUCUGAUUAUUUAUAUAUUAGAUGCAUAGUGACACAACUCAUGUAGAGUCAAUCAUAUUUUGAAUUCAAAGCCUAUGAGAAUUAAUAGCUUUUUAUUAUUUAAACAUGAUUAUUUGCAUAAGAGUUUUUUAAUAUUUGUACAUGGUGGUAUUAAAAGGAGUGAUCCUGAUAUAGUAAAUUAGACAAAUUAUAGUAAAUUAGACAAAUGAUGACUCAGUUCUAAAUCAUGGGAUAAAAUACAAAUUAAUUCCAUGAAUGAGCAUUAAGACAGGAAUUAUCGCGUUUGAGGCUUUUUCUACAUAAUGUUGAAUAAUUUCAUACUUUUUAAAUUUUAAUUUUGAACUGUAAUCUUCCCUGCAACCGUAUUUUCCCUUCAUUUGCUCUAACAGGCAGAAUAUAGGGCUGCUAUUUGUAUUAUCCAAUUGACUAUGUUACAAUCUCUACCUCGGAAGUGAUUAAGUGUGUGGUCUUAUUUUUAAAUAUUCUGGUUGAUGAUUAAUCUCACUGCCCUUCAUUUAAAGUUAUACAACAGUUGUAUAGACUAGAAAGUUUUUUAUUUUAAACUAGCCCAAGUUCACACAGAUUUCAUUUGCCAGAUAGAUAGAAUAAAUGGAUAUUCAUGCAAAAGUUACAGCAAUAUUUGUAGAACAGAUAGGCU